UGUUGUGGUGCGGGAGCGCAUGCGCGGAGCGGCCGCGGGGUGAGCGCGGAGCCGGAGGGAUGGACGGCGUGCCGGGGCUGAAGGAGGACUGCGAGGAGCUGCUCGGAGCCUUCCAGCAGGCAGACACCGUCCGCUUCGAGCGCUUCGCCGAGCUGUGGAGGGAGCGCCGCUUCCACACCAUCUUCUAUGGUAGAAUGAGAGCUUUGGAGAGGAAUAAGAUCACAAAGAAGACUCUAGAUGUGGCCCAGCAGUACUUCUUUCCCCCCUACUCCUUCCAGAUCCGAGUUGGUGCCCUGUACCUUCUGUAUGGGCUCUAUAAUGCCCAGCUUUGUCAGCCAAAACAAAAGAUCAGAAUUGCACUCAAGCAUUGGCCUGAAAUCCAGAAAUUUCAGCUGGAUCUGCUUGAUGCCCAGCACUAUGAUGCAGUCUAUAUCUUCAGGAGACUGAGACUUGCCAGAGCCUUCCACUUCACAGCAAUGCCAAAGCCACUGACCUACAGAACUAAGAAGAAGAUUGAGAAAAAUGAUUUUAAAGAAGAAUUUAAGGACCCAAGUGACAGAGUAAAUAGCCUCAUCACUAAUGAUGUACUGGAGGAACUGAUGAAUAUUCACGACCACUACCAGAAAAUGAAGUGUGUCAUUUCAGCUGACAAAUCCCAGCCAGACAAGGCCCUGAGCUUGAUAAAAGAUGACUUUGUGGUUAAUCUCAAAGACAUAACGUUGGAACAUCAGGAAUGGCAGCAGAACAGGAUGAAAUUACUCCGAAAUGCUGAAGUAGCUCCUGAAGCAGAAGACAAAAAGAAAGAGGAGGCUUUGCUAAAAUCAGAGGGUUCUGAAAGAGCAAAUGCCCUGGCCAGAAUCAAAUACAAGUCUUAUUCUGCAGUUGUUGAGGUUUCCAGAUCCAGGAGACAUCGGCAAAUGCAGUUGGAAUCCUCUGAAUCAGGGCCCAGUUGUGGGAAAUCUCCAGGUCGAAGUAAAAAAGGCAGCAGGACACCUCAGCCAGCAAGGAGAGGUUCUUCAGAAGUUAGAGGUGAAAAGCAGGUGGCAGAGGAAGCUGUAACUCGGCAUAUCGGGAUGCCAAUAAUCGUAGAAGAGGACUCAGAGGAAGGAGAAGUAUCUCUCCCCAAGAGGAGAAAACGACGUUAGAGGACCCAGUUGGAGAAGCACUAAUGUUAAUUUUAAUGACAAAAUGAAAAUGUCAGAGGUAACACCAAGUGCUUGCUUUGGAUACCUUUGAACAUAACAGAAGUGUCUGGGACCAGAAGCACAGGUGAUGCUGGAAGGGAUGCUGGCAGUGACUGGGAUACUCAGCUGUCUUGUGGUGCCUUUAUCCACCUGGUGAACACUUCCUGUGGGAGACUGAAGUUGCUGUGGCCUGGGUGAGCUGGAAAGUGAAGGCUCAGAGAAUAUUUACCCAUGUAAGAGAUGUCUGUAAUCCCUUAUCUCUGAACAUAAGGUUAUUGACUGUUGGAAAUUAGAGCAAUAAAUUAUUUUUCACGCUUGACUUGCUCCAUUUUAUGGUGUGUGAACUUCACUGCUUAUCAUGGUUUGAUCCCACACAUGUGGAAAUGAACUUGCUGAUAAGCUUUUUGUUGUGCCCUGUCUCCAGCAGAUCUGGAGUUACUGUGUAUUAAAAUGGAAGGAGGUAAAGGGUGUUCAUUAAUUCUGCAGAUAACCCUCAGCUGUACAAGGGCAGGACUGAAAUUCAAAAUGAUCUUUAUAAAUUGGAGGGGAGUGAAAGAAGUGGGUGCAGAAAUAAACAUGGAUCUCAGCACUGAGAACAGGCACAGCAUGGAGAAAUAUUUGCUUGGCAACAGUGCAAGUUCAAGAAGCAGAAGAAGCAAAUGGACUGAGAAUCAUCAGCUGGAAUGUUUUCUGUGAACACUGAAACCAGUACAAUUUGUGUCACUCAACCUUGGAAGGCUGUAGCUUAAAUAUCCCCAUCUGACCACAGCAGUUUAAGAGGAAUGUGCAGUUACUCUCCUUGGAAUUUCUCCAGUUGAUCAAGCUGUUCUUUCAAGAAAGGCAAAGGAGUUAAGUGUCCUUUUCUAAAAAAAAAAAAAAAAUUAUAAAUUUGAAAUAUUUUAAAUACAAAAAUAACCUAAUUUGAAUUAAUUAUUUUGCUAGUAUGACUGUCAAAGGCCAGAGGAAUUGAAGUGCUCUUACCUAGAAGAAAAAACAUUUAAAUGGAGAUACAAAUGGUUUUACUAUCAAAGGUUUCCAUAUUAAAUGUGUUGGUUGGCAAGGAGGAAUGGGCCAAAAUGUGGUUGGACACUGGAGAAGCUGAUGAUGAAAUGCCAGAGUUGCACUUGACCUUGUUAAUGAGAGAAGAGGAAACACUUUGUAGUAAAGCCAAAUAAUAAGACUAUAAUAAUAAACCUUACUGCACUGUAAACUGAACAGUCACACAGUCAGUUGAGUAACCUAAAUCUUGAUAGUCUAAUCAAAAGUCAUUAUUAGCCCAGAUUUAGUUACUAUAGAAAAAGAAUACUACACAGAGUAUAAACCCCUAUAGCAGUAACAACACAGUUAAAGUCAUCAUACCUACAUUUAGUUCCUACUCUUUUCUGGUGUAUCAUUCACUCUUCCUCUUUGGCCUGAGGUUGGGCUAAGGCUGUAGAUGGUUCAGAUGUGAUCUUAAAAGGACUCAUCUAUGGCUAUGAGUGUUUUGGAGGUAUCAUUUCUGUAAAGUUUGCACAGUUUGGUUUUAUUUGGGUUUUCUGACAGUACUUUUCUGUUACCUGCACAAACCCUGCCUCUGUGCAUUUCUUCUACUUUUUGAUGAGCAGGUACAAAAAAACCAAAAGAGACCUCAAAGAGAAACUUAAUCAGACUAUUUUUGCUAAGGAACAUGUUUAAUACUGUUCCCUGAAAUAUUCACUUUUUCACAGCAUGACCAUCUCAUUUACCUCUCCUUAUACCUUUGAGCCCUCCCAAGAGCUGAAUAAGUGUGGAAUUUGUCACAAUUUUUGAUACUCAGUGACAUGAGUCCCCCCUGCACUCAUCUGCAAAUGAUGUACAAAACAUGCAAAGGCUUGGCUAGGCACAGGGAUGGGUGCAUUCAACCAGAAGUUAUUUUCAUAUUGUAAUAAUGAAAACAAAUGUUCUGUAAUUUGUUUAUAAAAUUACAUAGUUGGAAAAUGGAAGUCAUGAUUAAGAAUAAACUUAGAACUGCUGACCAUA
Molecule: messenger RNA, 3182 nt
Organism: Zonotrichia albicollis (white-throated sparrow)
Lineage: Eukaryota; Metazoa; Chordata; Aves; Passeriformes; Passerellidae
Gene: SNAPC1
Product: small nuclear RNA activating complex polypeptide 1
Biological process (GO): snRNA transcription by RNA polymerase II; snRNA transcription by RNA polymerase III
Cellular component (GO): snRNA-activating protein complex
Molecular function (GO): sequence-specific DNA binding
Source: RefSeq, a predicted model, not a curated record